AAUUUUGCAUGUUAACUGUUCACUCUUUCUUUCAUUAAGGCAAAAUAAACUUCUUGUCCUUGAAGAUAGCUACAAAAAUAAUUAAAUAUAAAAGACGUUUUCUCACGCCGUCCACUUUUUUAGGCCCAAACCACUUGAACACACACCACGUCGUAAUCACGAGCUCCGAACCCGUACACACGCGCUAUCGAGGAGGCGUUGAAGGCAGCAUAAAGAGGUUACGAUUACUUCUUCUUGCCCUGGCUGGAGGUGGGAGGGGGCUUUAGUUUGCACCUGGCGGGGUAAUAAUCCCGCUUGGGAAUGUCGUGUUGGUUUCCAACUACAUCUGAAAGUACACUUAGUAAAGAGUUUGCUGAAAUGAAAGGGUGCAGUAGUUGGCGUGCAGUGUGACUUGUGUGUUACUUGUGUGUGACUUGUGUUUAGCCGGUGAUUAGCUGCGUUGUUUGGGGGGAAUGCGACUGAAAAGUUCAUUGUUUCGGGUUUUUUUUUUAUCGGGGGAUUUGAAGGAGACAUCGCAUACACAGUGUGAGCACUAGGAGAGAGAGCGCAUUCCUGAGCAGCAGAAACACGGGGAGAAACAGUUGCGCUGAUAACCGACGGAUUUGUUUUUCGGAGCUCUUGAAGAAGUCGCUUCCACUCCAUCUUGCAGCAGACAGUCAGGGAGCCACUCAGGGCCAUGAGCUACAGCCAGCGCGCUCUGCUUGUCCUGGCGCUGCUGGGGGUUUUGUCGGCGAUCAUGUCGCUGAUGUCGGUGAGUCUGAUUUUCCAGCUGAACGCCGGGGUGAAGGAGUCUGGAUCCGCGGUGCCGGGGGAGAUGUGGGCCGUGUUAAAGCCGCUCUCCGCCGUGCUCUCUGCGCUCUCUCUCACUCUCAACUCCAGCUCUGCCAUCAUCUGCCUGCUGCACUCACACUUCACCACCGAGAUGUGGACAGAACACACACACAGCUACAGGGCUGAAUGGUUCCUGUCAGACAGCAGGGUCAUUCGGCAUGUCGCUAUCGGCUUGUUUUGCACUGGGAUUUCUUUUUACCUGGGUGGCUUGUCCAUUUACAUGCUGCUGGUCUUUGAGAUUGAGACAGGAAUAGCAGGUGUGUGUGUGCUCUCCUCUGGUGUACUGGUGCUGCUGGUUUUAGUAGCUCAUACGCUGGUCCGGGCCACAUGUACAUCCAAACACUUUGACAACCAACACAUCAAUACCAUGUACCAGAACGACCCAGAGAGCAGCGCUGGCAUCUGCACAGUAGCAUCAGAGCUUAGCCUCAGAGAAAAGACCACAAGACAACGCAGUGAAGACAGCAUGAACCAUCUGUUCUCCUACACAGAGCCCAAACAACAAUACUCCAGUGAAAGAGAGGCUUAUGGUGGGAGUGGACGCAUGCACAGGACCCUGUCUUCUGAAUCCAGCCUGCUCCAGACACACAUAAAGCCCUGGAAUGGCGUCAACCACGAGAUGAGAACUGUGCUGACUCGCAAAGCCACGGGCAAAGACUCCACAUUAGUGUGAGCGGCAAUACUGUGAGAGGCUUUCAACUGGAACUGUUCCUUUUACUAUUUUUGCUGCAGACUUGCCACUGAACACUGCACCACAAUGUCUCAGGUUUCUGCCUGGCCUCACACACUAGAUGUGAUAAGAUUCUUGUUAGUUAUGGUGAACUGAACUGUGUGCAUUAGAAGGUACACUAUUCAAGCUCUAUUCAAGCGCUAAGAAUGGAGAUCUAAUGUAAAAACACUACAGCUUCAUCCUUCUGUUAUAUAAUUGUAUAAACACUGUUAAUGGAUAAUGUUUGUGCUUGUAGGUCUUGUCACUUUUUUAAAUAUUAACUCUCUGGACUGUCCUUUUCUGUCCCUACAAAUGAUAAAUAAUUCAACAAUUCAUACAUAUAAAGUCUACUGAUGAAGUAUAACUGGAUUUAAAAUGUAUAUUAAAAAUACAUAAAAAUAUGUACAAAUAAUUCUUAGAUACUUUGGAUUUUGUCUACAUCAUACUAAGAUUUUUACACUGCUUUGUAGACUUUUUUUUUUUUUUUUUAAUGUAAAAGUGUCAAUAGUACCGAACAUUUCUGAUAAAAAAAAAAACACUAACAUUAAGUUCAGUGCUUUUCAUAAUGGAUGAAAAUGAUAUGUUUUAAAAGCAUCAAGUGGACAAAGUGAGAAAAAUCAUAAUGUAGGCUAUAUUUUUUUUUUAAUUCCAAAAGUAUUGAUUUAUUAUUGUAUUGUGGCACCCUGAAUCAGAAUUGAAUAAAUUCCUACCCAUUUAAAUGAAAUGAUUUGGUUUUUGCAAGCCUAAGUAUAACAGCACUGAUGUAACUAGGAAU
Messenger RNA from Pangasianodon hypophthalmus (striped catfish), 2315 nucleotides. RefSeq names its product transmembrane protein 221 (gene tmem221). The transcript has 3 exons. NCBI's taxonomy places the organism in Eukaryota, Metazoa, Chordata, Actinopteri, Siluriformes, Pangasiidae. The record is from RefSeq and is a predicted model, not a curated record. The coding region runs from base 677 to 1504 and encodes 275 amino acids.